AUGUGGCGCCGCUCGCUAUCGUUGCGUACGCGGCUGGUGACGCUUAAGUAUCAGCCCAUUGCCACACGCUUUGUGUCAUCUGCCGUACAGAUGUCUGAGGAGCAGGAAAUGCUCAACGGGCCGCGCGAAGCCAUGGAUUACGACGUGCUAAUGGUGGGUGCAGGCCCUGCAAGUCUUGCGGCCGCUAUCCGCUUGAAGCAACUUUCAGCUGAGAGAGGCACCGACCUUUCUGUAUGCGUCGUCGAAAAAGGAGCCGAAGUUGGCUCGCAUAUUGUGUCGGGCAACGUGCUGGAGCCACGCGCUUUAAAUGAAUUGUUGCCCAAUUGGAAGGAGCUGGGAGCUCCUCUGGACACACCCGUUAGCAAAGACAAAUUCCUCUUGCUCACAGAGCAAAAUUCCUUCAGUCUGCCGCACUUCAUAUUGCCACGAGAAGAGCACAAUGAUGGCAACUAUGUAAUUAGUCUCAGUAAAUUUGUCCGUUGGAUGGGCGAGCAAGCUGAAGAAGCAGGCGUCGAGAUUUACCCGGGCUUUUCCGCCUCCGAAGUACUGUACCGUGAUGACGGAUCCGUCAGUGGUAUUGCUACACGUGACGUUGGUAUCGGCAAAGAUGGCAAACCGAAGAACACGUUUGCUCGAGGUAUGGAACUUCGUGCACGUGUGACGCUUUUUGGAGAGGGCUGUCGUGGCUCCUGUAGUGAAGAAGUCAUGGAGAAAUUUAAUUUACGAGAAGGCGUACAGCCCCAAACGUACGGGAUUGGUGUGAAGGAGGUGUGGCGCAUUCCUAAAGAAAACCAUCAGGCUGGUCUUGUGCAGCACACACUUGGCUGGCCUUUGCAACGCUCGGUAAUGGACAAGACGUUCGGGGGUUCAUUCAUGUAUCAUAUGGAAGACGACCUCGUACAGAUAGGUCUUGUCGUAGGUCUGGACUAUGAGAACCCAUAUAUAAAUCCGUACGAAGAACUUCAGCAGUUCAAGACCCACCCAGCUAUUCGGAAGUUCUUGGAAGGUGGCGAGUGCAUCCAGUACGGAGCUCGGUGCUUAAAUGAGGGUGGCUACCAUGCUAUUCCAAAGCUGACGUUCCCUGGUGGAGCCUUAAUAGGAUGUUCGGCAGGUUUUCUGAACGGUGUCAAGAUCAAAGGCACACAUACUGCAAUGAAGUCUGGGAUGCUUGCUGCUGAGGCCGCCUAUGAAGCUCUGACUAUCAAUGGUGCAACGCCAGUGGCUGAGUCUGCGGCGAUAAAUUCCAGCGAAGAAGCUGUUGAUAUCUCUAGCUACGAAGCCGCUGUAGAGAAAUCGUGGGUCGCCGAAGAGCUCAAGGCCGUUCGUAACGUCCACGCAGGUUUCCAUAAAGGGUUUCUACCUGGUUUACUUUAUGCUGGAGUGGCGACGCACGUACUGAGAGGAAAGGAGCCGUGGACGAUCGCAAAUACUGAAACAGACGCGAACAAAACGCGUCCGGCAAACAACUUUACGCCCAUUCAGUACCCAAAGCCGGACGGUCAGUUGACAUUUGACCUACUUUCAAAUCUGCAGCGCAGUGGUACCAAUCACAACCAUGACCAGCCCUCUCACUUGCGUAUCAAAUCGGAGCUUUCUGAGGUUCCGUCAAAAGAGUCAUAUCCAGUGUAUGCUGGACCGGAACAGCGAUUUUGUCCUGCCCGGGUCUAUGAAUACACGGAUGGUACCGAGGCCAACGGUGUUCCCCAGCUUGUCAUCAACGCUCAAAAUUGCGUUCAUUGCAAAUGUUGCUCAAUCAAGAUGCCGAAGGAGUAUAUUAAGUGGACUGUUCCUGAAGGUGGAGGCGGCCCUGCUUAUGAACUCAUGUAA
Messenger RNA from Plasmopara halstedii, 1827 nucleotides. Its product is annotated as electron transfer flavoprotein-ubiquinone oxidoreductase. Gene Ontology annotation, biological process: electron transport chain. NCBI's taxonomy places the organism in Eukaryota, Oomycota, Peronosporomycetes, Peronosporales, Peronosporaceae. Gene Ontology annotation, cellular component: mitochondrial inner membrane. The transcript is spliced from 5 exons. The coding region runs from base 1 to 1827 and encodes 608 amino acids. Gene Ontology annotation, molecular function: iron-sulfur cluster binding; electron-transferring-flavoprotein dehydrogenase activity. The record is from RefSeq and is a predicted model, not a curated record.